Clavispora lusitaniae ATCC 42720 is the source of this 2532-nucleotide messenger RNA. It is a transcript of the gene PDC2, whose product is annotated as Pdc2p. Gene Ontology annotation, molecular function: DNA binding. NCBI's taxonomy places the organism in Eukaryota, Fungi, Ascomycota, Pichiomycetes, Serinales, Metschnikowiaceae. The record is from RefSeq and is a predicted model, not a curated record. Gene Ontology annotation, cellular component: nucleus.
AUGGGCUAUAACAUCAAGCAAAAGAUCGAGAUAUGCCUCAAAAGUGAGGCAAACCCACUCAUGACCCAGACGGACUUGGCCAAUUGGGCCAUGAAAGAGUAUGGGUCCAGCAAACCUCCGUCACAAACAACAAUCUCGCGAAUAUUGAGCUCCAAAAAUGAAAUCAUUGGUUCGAAGGAAUCGGACUUUUCGCUUGUGAGACGACGCAAGCAAACGAACCCAGUUCUUCGUAAAAUCUUGACUGAGUGGAUUACUCAAACCCACUGGGAACAGAUCCCGAUCACCACGCCUAUUAUCCAGCUGACGGCAAACGCCAUUUGGACGAGAUUACCCAAACAGUUGAUCGAUGGCAACGGUGUUUUCAACCACAAAUGGUGUAACCAUUUCGUCAAGAGACUUAAUAUCAAUUUAGUUGGCUCUCGCCAAGCGGUGGAGAACAAUUUGGGCUAUCCGCUAAAUAAAGUGUGGAUGUUAGACGAGAAACUCGAGUUGAAGAAAUACAUAGAGGGGCUUAUAGCUCGUCACAAUUACUCGCCGAAAGACAUCUUUACCAUAGACGAAAUCUCGCUUUUCCAUGCUCUUCCAUUAGACCAGAUCUUCGAUAUCUCUUCUAUCGAUAAAGGUCUCAAACAAUCUCAGUCAUCGACAAAAAAUAUGCUCACAGUAAUGUUGGGAUGUAACAUUGACGGAUCAGAAAAGUUGAUGCCAUUAAUAGUAUCGAAGGAGGAAGAGUUGGAUGUUUCAGAAAGUUCUCACCCAGCCUUCAAAUCUCAUGGAACGUCCCAGCUCUCGCCACAGGCAUUAAUCAACAAAAUAUGUGAGGUGUACCAUAUUCUGCUAAAAACAAAUAUUAACAAAUGGAUUACUUCGAGUAUGUUUCAAGAUUACCUUUUAACUCUCGAUCACAAGAUUGAAAACGCAUCUCCAGACCGACAGAUUCUCAUCUUCUUAGACAACAGUUCGUCGCAUCGGAUGAUCAAUCUUGAGUUCAAGCAUAUCAGAUUAGUCUACAUGGAAAAUGCGUCAAAGCACAAAAAUCCUUACAACGGAUCCUUCAAUGGUGUAAAGUUUGACUACUUACCCAUGAGUUUUGGAAUAGUCGAAGAAUUCAAGAUUUUGUACCGGUUACAACAGUAUCUUGAAAUGAUCAACAAACAGAGGAAUCAAAGCGAGUCCGAUGAUGCUCGUCUGCCUAUAUCGAGUACUUCGAACUUGAGCAGUCUCAAGACAGCUAGUGAAUCUGCUGUGCUUUCAGAGAGUGACUACAAUGUACCAUUUAUCAAAGUUAUUGAAUGGAUUAAACGUUCAUGGGAUUCCAUCAGUGCCCAAAAGAUUUUUCUGUCUUGGUCUCACACAUACUUAAUCAACUUUAAGGCACCAUGGCCAGCUACAGAUCGACAUGUCGUUGCUAAAGCACAAGAACUUUUUCGUCCUUUUAUCGAAGCUGAAGCCCAUUACGACUCGCAAAAGAGUUACCAUAAGCUCCGGGAAAUUAUGAAAUACCUUAACGUAAUGAUUCCUUGGAAUGUUGAUGAGUUGCUUGGUCUAGUCAACGAGCGGAGCAAAGUUUCUUUGGAUUACGUUUCGAUUGAGGAAAUCAUAGGAAGCUGCGUGCUGGAAAAGGACCUUCAAGAACAAAAGGAAGAACGACAGGACAGCAUUGCCCCAAUGACUGAUCCGUGGUUUACGGGAGUUGGGCAUCCUCUUCCACAACCGCAUGAUGCUCGGUUUUCUCAACCAAGCCUUUCACCACCCAAACUUAAUAACAUUCCACAAAAAUUGAGCCUUAACCCGCCUCAAUUGGCACCAAUUUCGCCCGCAUUGCAAUACUCCAAUAUGCAUAGAGCACUGCCUCAACCGCAUCCUCUAAGACAACCUAAUUUGCAGUCAAAGUACAGAGAGCCACCAUAUACCGAUUAUCUGAUUGGCAGUCCAGGAAGCACUAGCAUGAAUGCCCUAUUGUUAGCUACGAGUGUUUCGAAGAAUCAGGAAAUCAAUAAUGGUGCAUAUCCUUCAGGAAACUCCUUUUCUGCAUUGAUGCCAAUAAAGCAAGAAAACCUACCCCCUGUGCUUACCAGGAUGGAUAUGAAUAACUCCAUGGUAAGUGAGGGAAAGCGGGGAGGUAAUUUUGACCUUAAUGGUUUUCCUGAACGGAAACGCCAAGCUCUACCAACAAGUUUGGGUACCCCAUACUUCUCAGGCAGUCCAAUGCCAGGAAAUCUGGCAACUCAGGACUCUCUAACCGACCCUAUAAAUUUUGUUGGACCUUCGCUUUCACCCAUGCCCCACCAUCUGAUGGUUAACGGGUUCCGUCCUUCUGCUUCUGAGCGGCCUCUGGGAGGCAAUUCAGAUUACGAUGCUCAAGUAGGUGGAGACGGUAAUGACAGAGAUCUUAUCUCAUUACUUAACCGUGUGAUCGAUGCCUCAGGAACAGAAGGACUUAAAUUGUCGAACUUUGCGCUUGAGGAGCUCCGGUCGAACUUGACAAAGAUGCAACACAAGUAUGAUCCAGACAAGCCUCUGCCCAUGUGA